GCCAUCAGCAGUGUGUUUGCUGCUCGGAGAAUAACUUGACUUUAUGACCGACCGAUCAUCAGCAGCUGGUCGCUGUGAGUCUGGAUCUGUGAACGCACAUGUGGAGCAGCUGGAAGUCGGGUUUUGGUGGAGCUGUGGUGCAUUUAAGAACAUUUUAGGAGAGAAAUAAGCGGGAAAAGGCCCCGAGCAGCGGCGGCCACCGCUGUGACCGGCUGAGGUUUGGAGGCUCCACAAACAGAAAGCCGAGAGCCUCCGAGCUCCGGACGACUUUAAUACGAAGAGAGCCGAGUCCGCUCCCGGCUCCUCCACUGUCCGCCUCCAGCUCCUCUCCCACGGUGCUUUGCGAGCCUUUUAUCCGCGAGGAGAAAACACAAGUGUCCCGGUGUUCACCCCGACCACAGGAGCCACGGCUGCACUGAGUCUCCACGGUUCUCAUGGUGUGUUCAAGUGCCGCCUCCUGCUCCGAGCUCCCAUCAGUCCGCUCCGAGUACACACGAAGCUCACAGGAAACAAUGGCAGAGGUCGCUCCCGCUCCCGCUCCAGCCGCCGCCCCGGCCAAAGCAGCCAAGAAGAAGGUUUCCAAGCCCAAGAAGGUCGGCCCCAGCCUGGGGGAGCUCAUCGUUAAUGCCGUGGCCGCAUCCAAGGAGCGGAGCGGCGUGUCCGCGGCCGCCCUCAAGAAGGCUCUGGCUGCCGGAGGCUACGACGUGGAGAAGAACAAGGCCCGCGUCAAGACCGCCAUCAAGAGCCUGGUGGCCAAGGGGACUCUGGUCCAGACCAAGGGAACCGGGGCCUCCGGCUCCUUCAAGAUGAACAAGAAGGCUGAACCCAAGGCCAAGAAGCCGGCGGCCAAGAAGGCCGCUCCCAAAGCCAAGAAGCCCGCCGCCAAGAAACCCGCCGCGGCCAAAAAGCCCAAGACCGCGGCCGCCAAGAAGCCGGCAGCUGCUGCUGCUAAAAAGUCCCCCAAGAAGGUCAAGAAACCUGCAGCAGCGGCUAAGAAAGCAGCCAAGAGCCCCAAGAAGGCCACCAAGAGCCCCAAGAAGCCCGCCAAGAAGGCCCCUGUACCCAAGAAAUCCCCCGCCAAGAAGGCCCCUGCGCCCAAAAAGGCCCCCGCCAAGAAGGCCGCCAAACCCAAAGUCAAGAAGGCCGCAGCCAAGAAGAAGUGAGCUGUCCUCCCUCCGACACAUGUUGAUCUUCAUCAAAGGCUCUUUUAAGAGCCACACACCUGUCCACAGAGAGCCGCUUCCUCCUCACUGUCAUCAUCAUCAUCAUCAUCAUCAUCAUCAUCAUCAUCAUCAUCAUCAUCACCACCACAAUACACUGUCUGAUAACUACACCACCAUCAACACCUUUACUGUGUUUACUUACUAUCACACUGUAAAAAGAACUUUAUUUUGAAAAACACCGCAUUUUAAUCGUAAUGAUCCAAACUUUAUUCCAUUACAGAGACAACAAACGUCUCAUCUCACAAUGUUCAGAAAACCCUUUAACCCAGGGAUGCCAGGGUGAAAUUGGCCUGGGGCCAGAUUUUUUUCAAGUGAGACCUCCGCGGCCGAAUUACACUUUCGAACUGAAAAGACCAAACACUGAUUCAACAUCACUGUCUGAAAUUAUUCACUAAGGCCUACAUCAAAAAUAAAUUGCAUUGGCACCACAAUAGCCUCACAAUGAGGCUUACAAUUACAUAGAAGCCUAAAGCAAGUUACAGUAACCACUGAAAACGUAACAUUGUCCUGUCCAUGUAGGGCUGUCAAAAUCUCUCAAAAAGGACGUUUGAAUAUUCCCUCUAAAAAACACAUAUUCAAACUAUUUGAAUAUCUAUUUGCGCAUUAUUCAAUGACGCGCAUCACAUCAAUACCAGUACAAACUAAUACAACGAGACAUAACUACUGUAUAGGUAGGCUAGUUUAUUUAAGUUCAAACAUAUUUGACAACAUAUUACCUACAUAAAAAUAACAUGAACUAAUGUCCAAGACCGCAGAGCUCACUCUUGCCGUCUCUCUCUCUCUCUCUCGUUUAAAUGAACAACAACAAUAAACAAAUGCUGAGUGCUGAUCAAAAGUUUUGUGCAAGCUUUUUAAGCUUAGGGAUGGCCGAUGUCUCCUUCACUGGUAUACUACUAUAUUGUCCGCGCGCGAGGGGAGGAGGGGGGCUCACUGCGCUGUUUGUCUCCCGCUCCGGGCUCAAAGUCACAACAGGCAGCUCUGCAGGAUUAAUAAAGUAUGUAAAAAAAAUUUUAUAAAAUAAAAUUAAAAAAUAAAACAUUAAAUUAAAUAAAAAAAAAAAAAAAAAGCCAUAUCAACCCACGGGAUGUUCAAUCGGGCCGGGUCCGGCCCGCGGGCCGUAACUAUGGCAUCCCUGCUUUAACCCUUUAAGUGGAUUUGAGUCUAAAUGUAAGGCUUCUCCCCCCGACCACGUCCCAGGUGAUAAGCGAAAACAUCAUUGUACAACUAGAGUGGCUGACUGUAGUGUGUGUUGUGGUUCAUGUAUCAUAUCAUCAGAAGUUAUGCUGCUGCUGCUGCUGCUUGUACAUUUCCCAGUCUUCUUAUUUGUAUCGUCUGUAUGAGGUUUUCUGGUGAUGGUGCAGAGACAGAGAAACCACAUGUAUGAAGACAGUAGAGAGCUGAUGAGUUCAGAUUAUUAUUAUUAUUAUUAUUAUUAUU
Messenger RNA from Seriola aureovittata, 2660 nucleotides. Its product is annotated as histone H1-like. The transcript has a single exon. Gene Ontology annotation, cellular component: nucleosome. Lineage: Eukaryota; Metazoa; Chordata; Actinopteri; Carangiformes; Carangidae. Gene Ontology annotation, molecular function: structural constituent of chromatin; DNA binding. Bases 435 to 1163 code for a protein of 242 amino acids. Gene Ontology annotation, biological process: nucleosome assembly. The record is from RefSeq and is a predicted model, not a curated record.